AUGGAUGGCACCUCUCGGCGCGAAAAAAAAGUGCUACGCUGCUUUGGGGGCGUCCGCCUUGCCUGUUCCAGCUGCGGGUGCCGGGUGUCGCAGAGCUACCUACCUGAGAGACACCACCACGGCAGACGAAUUCGGGGAGAGCACUUGGCUGAGACGUCUUGUCUUCCGACCCUCCCACACAAUCCCACAAUCCCACACAAUGCAGGACGCGAGGACGCUGCUGCAGUCGCGGUCCCAGGCGCAGCAUCGCGUUGGCCGUCCCACGGAGCCAUCCUCCUAGGACCUCUCCCGCACUUUAUGCCACCAGCAGGGGGGAAUAAGGACGGUGACGGUGAUCGACGUGUGAUCACCGCUCCCGACGACUCGACGACUCGACGACUCGACAGCUCGACGACUCGACAGCUCGACAGCUCGACAGCUCGACAACAACGUGACAAUGAUGCUGGGACCCGGCUGCCAAUCUGUGAAGGCGUUGGUUCAUUUGCAAUCUCCCGACGAAGUGGUAAUUGCCGCCAUUGCGGGUUGUGCACUAUCUCGUCAGCCCGCCACCACCACGACUGAUGCUCCACUAUGCCACCUUUGAUCCAUCCAGGAACGGGACGGGACACAAAAGCGCCAUUGAUUUGCACAAUUGUUAGUUGGCCGUGGCCGGUCCGUGUGCAGACAUCAAGUCACCGCGCGUCCAUGUAUGGCCGACCCCUUCCCUGGCGUCUUAAAACCUCCCGGGGCAUGAUCCUCCAAGCGAGAGACACCGCUAGAAACGUAGGGCGAGGCACAUUCUGGAUGGAUGGACAAGUGGCAAGCUAACAAUGGCGCUUUGGGCGCGUUGGGUG
Ilyonectria robusta is the source of this 833-nucleotide messenger RNA. RefSeq lists its product as uncharacterized. The transcript has a single exon. The record is from RefSeq and is a predicted model, not a curated record. Bases 1 to 561 code for a protein of 186 amino acids. Lineage: Eukaryota; Fungi; Ascomycota; Sordariomycetes; Hypocreales; Nectriaceae.